This is a messenger RNA of Rosa rugosa (rugosa rose), 1113 nucleotides long. RefSeq lists its product as uncharacterized. Lineage: Eukaryota; Viridiplantae; Streptophyta; Magnoliopsida; Rosales; Rosaceae. Gene Ontology annotation, cellular component: ribosome; mitochondrial large ribosomal subunit. Gene Ontology annotation, molecular function: ATP hydrolysis activity; ATP binding; rRNA binding. The transcript is spliced from 4 exons. The coding region runs from base 83 to 937 and encodes 284 amino acids. The record is from RefSeq and is a predicted model, not a curated record. Gene Ontology annotation, biological process: ATP biosynthetic process; mitochondrial translation.
AAAAAAAAAGUACUAAUUGCUCUCACAGUGGCUGAAGAAAGAAACCAAACCAGUCCUCAGUCUUCUCUAAACCCCAACAAAAAUGGCUUCGCGUCGGCUCUUAACCCCUCUUCUCCGAUCCCCUUCCAGAUUUUCGAUCUCAAACCAUAACCCUACCCUAUCAACCCCCUCGCAAUCGCCUCCCCCCGCUUCGCCGUACGCCCACCUCCUCCGGAAUGCUCUUCUUACCGGCCGCCGCAUGCUCCACGCCUCUUCUUCUAUCAUCACUAACUCAGAGGUGCCUGCUUUGCUUGGCCGUAUCCCAUCUACUGUUCGAUACCAAGCUACUGCAGCUACUUAUCUUGGAGGACUUAGAACAACCUACAAGCGUUCCAUCUCUUCUGCCCAAGCUAUUCAUGUGCCUUCUGUCCAACAGACCCUUGCUACUAGAACUAAGGUUGUUGACUUUCUUGCACCAUACCAAAGAAGAGGAAAUAUUGGGUUGUUUGGUGGGGUUGGUGUAGGGAAAAACUAUGCUCACUAUUCAGCUCAACCUGGUGGCAAAAGUGGAGGAUUCAAAAAACAGCGCAAGGGAAGAAUGAAAGGACUAUCUUGCCGAGGUAAUCGUAUCAGCUUUGGUAAAUAUGGUCUUCAAGCGCUUGAACCUGCUUGGAUCACAGCUAGACAAAUAGAAGCAGGGCGGAGAGCAAUGUCACGAAAUGCACGUGGCGGAGGGAAAAUAUGGGUACGAGUAAUUUCAGACAAACCAGUUACAGCAAAGCCUACAGAAGUACGUAUGGGCAAGGGGAAAGGAGCUGUCUCGCAUAUGGUGGCUGUUGUUUUACCGGGCAGAAUACUUUAUGAAGUGAGCGGAGUAGCAGAAAAUGUAGCCAGAAGGGCUAUUACUAUAGCUGGAUCCAAAAUGCCUAUAAAAACUAAAUUUGUUGUCUCAGGGUAGGAAUGUAGGACCAAUGGAAAGAGUUUUUGGACAGGAAAAGCAAUUGCAGGUUUCUAUUUUCUGUUUUGAACACUCCAUUUCACCAUUCUUGCAUUGAAAAGGAAAGACCUGAUAAAGGAAAUGAUAUGAUUAAACCUCGAACAAAUCCAUUUGAAUUUGAUUGUGUAUUGGAAGUA